GAGGCUGUGGAUUGUGGGAGAAUUCGGACAACAGCCAUUUUCGGGUAGCGACUGUCAUCCUUGGAACACACUUCUCAAACUGUGAGAGAGCGUACCAGUCCCAGACUAUCUUUAAAACAACUUCUGAGGAUGGAUAGAACGAUGCCGACUCACAGCAAAUAGUGUUCCUGUAUUUUGAGCGCUGCUCCGGUUCAAGUUACGGAAGACGACAACAUUGACUAGGCUAAUUCGUGGCAGGCUCGAAUUCAUUAGCUAGCCAGCCAGCGAUGCUAGCAUAAUUGGUUACAAUGUAUUGCUUGGAAUUUGCAAGCUUUUAGACCGCAGCGACUUUAUACAGCGGGAUUAAAGCCAGUGGUGUUUUGUGGGCUAUUUUUAUAGUGCAGCAGGCCGAGUAACGUGUCAUCAGGAUUUAACCGGCGGGCGGACUGGGGAGAGAGAAGUGUGUGAACUCAGGUUAUGUCCACCAUGGUGUACCCACGCAGCGAGGAGGCCCUGGAGCGCCUGACCCAGGAUGAGAUCGUGCUCAACACAAAGACUGUGAUGCAGGGCUUGGAGACACUCAGAGGGGAGCAUGCCCAGCUCCUCACGUCCCUGCUGGACUGCACCCAGCCACCUGCUGCCCAGGAGAAGUCAGGCCUGCUGCGGAAGAGCUUGGAGGCCAUAGAAUUAGGCCUGGGAGAGGCACAGGUGAUCAUUGCCCUGUCGGGUCACCUGAGUGCUGUGGAGUCAGAGAAACAGAAGCUAAGAGCCCAGGUCAGACGACUGUGUCAGGAGAACCAGUGGUUAAGAGAUGAGCUGGCAGGAACACAGCACAAGCUGCAGCGUAGUGAGCAGAGUGUUGCCCAGCUGGAGGAGGAGAAGAAGCACCUAGAGUUCAUGAACCAGAUCAAGAAGUUUGACGACGACGUGUCACAGUCUGAGGAGAAGGCUGCAGGGGAGACGUCUAAAGACAGCCUGGACGACCUGUUCCCCAACGAUGACGACCAGGGACAGGCCCAGCCCAGCGGAGAGGUGGCGGCCCAGCAGGGUGGCUAUGAGAUCCCGGCCCGCCUGAGGACCCUCCACAACCUGGUGAUCCAGUACGCCUCCCAGGGGAGGUACGAGGUGGCCGUGCCCCUCUGCAAACAGGCCCUGGAGGACCUGGAGAAGACCUCCGGACACGACCACCCUGACGUGGCCACCAUGCUCAACAUCCUGGCCCUGGUCUACAGGGACCAGAACAAGUACAAAGAGGCAGCCCACCUGCUGAACGAUGCCCUGGCCAUCAGAGAGAAGACCCUGGGGAAGGACCACCCUGCGGUAGCCGCCACUCUCAACAACCUGGCUGUGCUCUACGGGAAGAGGGGAAAGUACAAGGAGGCUGAGCCCCUCUGUAAGAGAGCCCUGGAGAUCAGAGAGAAGGUCCUGGGGAAGUACCACCCUGAUGUGGCCAAGCAGCUGAACAACCUGGCCCUGCUGUGUCAGAACCAGGGAAAGUACGAGGAGGUGGAAUAUUAUUACAGACAAGCCCUGGAGAUCUACCAGUCCAAACUGGGGGCUGAUGACCCCAACGUAGCCAAGACCAAGAACAACCUGGCUACAUGCUACCUCAAACAGGGGAAGUUCAAGGAUGCUGAGUCCCUGUACAAAGAGAUCCUAACCAGAGCACAUGAGAAGGAGUUUGGAUCAGUCAACAAUGACAACAAGCCAAUCUGGAUGCAUGCGGAGGAGAGAGAGGAGAGCAAGGGGAAGAGGAAGGAAGCUAGUCCCUGUGUAGAGUAUGGGAGCUGGUACAAGGCCUGCAAAGUUGACAGUCCUACUGUCAAUACCACCCUGAAGAGCCUGGGGGCGCUGUACCGCAGGCAGGGUAAAUUACAGGCAGCUGAGACACUGGAGGAGUGUUCUACCAAGACACGCAAGCAGGGUAUAGAUGCCAUUAACCAGAGUAAGGUGGUGGAGCUCCUGAAGGAUGGGGCCCCAGGAGGGGGUGAGCGACGGCAGAGCCGGGAGGGUCUCAACGGGCCCCAGCGGGGGGACUGUGAGGGGGACGACGGAGCAGAGUGGAACGGGGAAGGUAACGGUUCGUUGCGUCGGAGCGGCUCCUUUGGGAAGAUCCGUGAAGCGCUACGUAGGAGCAGUGAGAUGCUGGUGAAGAAACUACAGGGCAGUGGCCCCCAGGAGCCCCGCAACCCAGGUAUGAAGAGAGCCAGCUCCCUCAACUUCCUCAACAAGAGUGCAGAAGACCCCUCACAGGACGCCAACACUGGCCUAUCAGAAUGCAGAGGACUGAGUGCCAGCAAUGUGGACUUGUCAAGACGCAGCUCCCUGAUUGGUUAAAUAGAGACAGGAGGCAGGACUAGGAGGAGAAAGGUCCAAUGACGGGACCAGGAGGAGGAAAGCCCAAUGAGGAGAGGCAGUUUGCCGCCCAAAGCGAUCAAAACACACUUCAGAUCCAACAUUCACAUUCAAGACACAUUUUCUAAAGAAACAAGAAAAAGCAUUGCAAAAAAAACCUGACUUGACGCUUUUAGUGACUCAGACGUCUCUGUGUCUGCUUCACUGUAUACUUCGCUGGCAUCUAUCAAACAAGUAGAGAAAAUCAUAUUUAAACGGCAUGCUGCUUACUAGAAGGUGGAAUGUUUGCACUAGACACUCAUCAUGGUGAGUCUGAGGCAUAGCAUCAUGACAGAAUCCAUAUUGUUAUUGCAGUGUGACAAAUUUGUAUCUUAACCCGCACACUCUCAUGCAGACACUCAACCUUAGGUAGGCUAGUUCUAUUCUGAUUUCUAUCUUAGAGAAGUGUAACCGACAUCAGUGUGCCGCUAACGGUUUAGCUUCCUCCACCGGCCCUGUCUCCAUCCCGGGAUCAAACCAGUGAUCCUCGUGAUCCACGUGACCGCCCUCCAUGACAACGUGUGAACACGAUUGAGCUAUACAAAAGGUACCAGUUGGUUAGCUCCAUCGGCAACAUUUCAAGCUAGCUGCGGAGCAUUAUGGUACGUUCUUAACUCUGUUACAGAAGCAUCACACUUAGCUCACUAGUGGCGUGAUUACUGAAAAUGUUAACAACCCAUUCAAUGGAAAUCACAGUGCUAGAGCCAUAUAAAUCAUACGUUUUUAAGACGAGGUAUGAACUAUAGCUGUUAGAAACUUCAGCGAGGUAAAAGACAGAUGGUACACAAUCUUUUUGGGAUGUCAAAUAAAUCGGGGUAUUUAAACAUCAUCUGGGAGAAAAAAACGGCACUGACCAGUUUAACCUCCUUUUGCCGUCUGAAUGGUUAUGUAUAUACAGGUUUAAAUUACUGACCAGUUUAACCUCUCCUUUUGCCGUCUGAAUGGUUAUGUAUAUACAGGUUUAAGUUACUGACCAGUUUAACGUCUCCUUUCGCCGUCUGAAUGGUUAUGUAUAUACAGGUUUAAGUUACUGACCAGUUUAACCUCUCCUUUUGCCGUCUGAAUGGUUACGUAUAUACAGGUUUAAGUUACUGACCAGUUUAAUCUCUCCUUUUGCCGUCUGAAUGGUUAUGUGUAUAUACAGGUUUAAGUUACUGACCAGUUUAACCUCUCCUUUUGCCGUCUGAAUUAUUUUUUUAUUAUUUAUUAUUAUUUUCUAUUUCUUUCUUUGUAUAUAGCGCACAGACAGGUUCUUGUUUGAACUGGUUAGAGGUUAGGAGAACCUCUGAAUUGGAGACAGACGCUGGAAGAGGACAGUCAGAAAAGAGUGAAGAGAGAAACAGGGAGAAUAGACUAUAGAAGAGAAGAGAAACAGGGAAUAUAGACUAUAGAAGAGAGAAACAGGGAAUAUAGACUAUAGAAGAGAGAAACGGGGAGAAUAUCGGCACUUAAUGGGUGUCCUAACUUCUAGUCCAAUUUUCACUUAGUCUCCCACUGACAUGAAGUGAAAAUUUGACAAAAUGGAGGUUAGAAUUUCCCCCUGAAUCUAUAGCCUGAUCUGGUCAGAUAUGUUUGUGCUCUAAUCAACUACUGUUCCGUUCGUUGCCUUGUCAGACAAUUAUGAACGUGACAGAAGAGUUGGCUAAAGGUCAAACAUAUCAGAGACCAGGUUCGUAUUCGUUAGGCACUAAACAGAAGAAAACGGACUGAAACAGGGAGGAACUACCUUGAUUUUUACAAUAAGAAACUCUCGUUUUAAUUUUCUGUUGCAAAAACGUUUCGUACGGUGUGCACUAAUGAAUGGCGAGACCAGGCUAACUUAGUUAAUCUCAGACCUGGGGAAUAUACUGGAAAUGCUGACGUGACAAGCAGUACCGGUGUAUCUCAGUCAGUGUGCAGCCUGUUAGCAAGGCGCGGUACAAAUGCCUGUUUAGCUCCACCACUGAAGUCCCAUUUCUCUUACGUGAUCCGGUGGUGUUGGUACUGAAAAACACAUUAUUAGCCUGACUGAUGCUGUGGAGGUGAAUGUGCUCCUAUGUUGAGCGUUGUUUUAGCAAAUGCAUGGUCACAUGUCUACCACAACACAACGUUUCUCCCCCAGUCAAAUACUAUUAGAUCUCUACAUAGUUGUAAUGCCCUCGUAUUAGUUAAGAUGGUACAAUACAGUGCAUCUGUUUCUGUAAGAGGUAAGCAUUAGGCAUCCCGUAUGUACCGUAUCAUGGUUAUCUGUCCUUGGUUGGCCUUCACUGAAUAAUGAGAGCAUGGUACGUCCUUAUCUUUUUAUGUAAAACAAUGAUCCUUUAUUAUAACGUGAUGUUGCUUGGAAAGAAUCCGAUUGGUUGCAGAACUUCUCUGAUCUAACCAAUGACAGUCCUUCACCAAAUGUUCUCAUCAUUUAUGUCUUAUAAAUGAUUGAUUGAUUGGCUCCAACCUCAAGUGACGAUGUGCGGGGUAUUGUUGUUGAACUCUGAAUGAUGAUUUGAAUGUUGGGUUUUACUUUGAUGAGAGGUGGGGAGGGAAGAGGUUAACCGUGUACUGUGUUGGCUCUUUUAAGUGUCUGGUGCGUGAUUUAGGAGUCCCAAAUUUGAUAGCAAGAGACUUGGCCAACAGAAUGUAUAUAUCUUCUGAGAAGGAGAGUGGUCCUAAUGAGUUUCACCUCCUGAUUGUGUUGCUAGUGCAAUGUAAGGUGGGGAUGGGAUGGAUUAUUGAUUUUUACUGGGGAAACGGAUGGAACGAAAGUUUAAGUAUGUGACAAAUGCAGGCUAGAAGGGCUGAGGAGGAGAACACUGAUGAUGAACGAUAACGGGGGAAAUAGAAAUAUGAAGUGCUGUUCGCUGAGAAAAGACAGAGAUUCAGUGAUUGAAAAGAAAGAGAAAACAGAACAUUGGAGAGAGGAAUAUGGAAAAGUGCUUUAAGUUUCAUUGUGGGAAAUAAUGUACAGAAUUGUCGGUCUCUGUCACACUCAACAUGUGCAAGCACCCAUGUUGUCUAGCUAUGUAAAAGUCUGUUGAAACACUGGACUAUAGUCUGUAGAUGCUGUAUUUACACACCAACAAAUGUUUCAAAGAACACACCUAAACAGUGCUCCUCCUACAAAUGUAUACCACAUGUUCAUGUAGAAGUAAGAACACCCUCCUCACCAUCUGUCAAUCAGUGUGUCACUAUGGAAACUAGAAUGUAGCCAUGGAGGUAGGAGGGGGGAUCUCAUUGUUAGUGGCCAACAACCUUGUGUAUAUUUUAUUAAAGGUUCAAUAAAGGAAAAACUCCACUUUUCAAACUGA
This is a messenger RNA of Salvelinus fontinalis (brook trout), 5654 nucleotides long. Its product is annotated as kinesin light chain 2-like. NCBI's taxonomy places the organism in Eukaryota, Metazoa, Chordata, Actinopteri, Salmoniformes, Salmonidae. Gene Ontology annotation, cellular component: membrane-bounded organelle; kinesin complex; cytoplasm. Gene Ontology annotation, molecular function: kinesin binding. The record is from RefSeq and is a predicted model, not a curated record. Gene Ontology annotation, biological process: microtubule-based movement. Bases 457 to 2316 code for a protein of 619 amino acids. The transcript is spliced from 15 exons.